AUGGACGAAGACUUGGCUGAAGGGGAUGAUGUUUUGAUUGAGCAGGAGGAGCCAACGGAAGAGGAUGUUCUUAAAUAUGCAGAAUUUUUAGGAAUUGACCCUCAAUUAGAACCAGAAUUAUUGGACAUUGCAAGAGAGGGUAUAAAGGCACCACUUCCGGAAGGAUGGAGGCCAUGCCAAAGUGAUGGUCAACUCUAUUACUUUAAUUUUCACACUGGAGAGUCGAUAUGGGAUCAUCCAUUAGAUGCGUAUUACAAGCAAAAAGUCAAGGAAGAGAGAAUGAAGAGAGCAACAAAAAAACCCAAACUGAAAACAAAAAAGAAGCAAUUAGGAAAAUUAGAACCGAUCAUGAGGCAAUCAGAUGGAGAUUUAUUGUCUAAAAAAAAGCUUAAUGAUGAGAGCAGCUCCGUGUCGAGUGCAUCUUCACGAAACACGUCGCCUAUUGAGUUGCAAAAACUUCAAGAGAAAAUAUCAUCAUUGGAACAGCAACUUGAAUCUUCAACUAAGGAAAAACUUGAACUGCAAAGAAAAAUCAACACGUUACACGUGGUUAAUGAGCAAAUUGAAGCAGAAUUACUGGAACAAAAAUCAAGAUUGGACAAAGAAUUUUCAAAGAAGUUAGAAAAAGCCCUUGCCGAAAAAGAGGAGGAGCUCACUAACAAACACAAACAACAAGUUCAAGAUAUGUUUAUCGAGAACAGAAAACAAAUUGCUCUUGCCAGACAAGAAGCAGAUGAACUUUAUGAGGAGAACAUGAAACUCAAAACAAAUCAAUCACUUCAAAAAGAGAGAAUUUCAAAGGAAACACAAACUGAUUUUGACAAUUUCAUUAGAAACAGCACUGAUACUUUUGCGGUACAGACAGACAUUUGUUUGCAAACACAGAGAACUGAACCUGCUGCUAUGAAAUUAAAUCCAACCAGAACAUCAUCUGCUCAAACAGAUUCUCCCAAAUUAAUACCUAUGGAAUCACAGACGUUGAAAGUAGAGUUGGCCUCAACGGGGUGCAACACUUGGAAAAGUAUGACCCUUAAAGAUUCUGCCUCACAAACAACUGAAGCUGUUCCCAUUCAAAAAGAUGUUCAGCAAUUAAAACCUCGAUCAGUGAGCCAGUGUUGUCAGACCACCCUGCUACAAACACGAGAAACAACUUCUCAAACAGAUGGACAAAUUCCAUCAACUGAAAUGGGGAUACAGUGUGAACCAAAAGACAGAUCUCCAAUCAACAAGAGCAACACAGUUAAAACACCUCUUAAACCAAUUCUUGUCAAGAGCAAGAAUGGGGACACUCCCAAGAUUGAUAGUCCUGUUCUAAGUCCUAUUCUAAUGAAAGAAAACACAUCUCCUCAAAUAAGCAAGAAGCAUAGUUCUGAAUACUAUCUCUAUAAGGAAAAGGUGGAAAAGAAAAUUUCAGAUGAAAAAGCAAAGCUUAGAAAGGUUAAAGAAUUUUGUGAACAGGAGAAAGAAACUAUUCGAUCUCGUCAAGCAGCUCUUGAACAAGCAAGACAAGAAUGGAAAUCAGAUGUCGCUAACUCUAGCUCUGUCGAUGAUGGAUCACAACAAUACACAAGUAGAAUUUUAAAAAGUGUUAAACAGCAUCUGGAAAAACAAGCUCACAGUCUCAAUAAUGAUGUGAAACGAGUGAAUGAGAUUCAAAACUUGAUCAAAUUAAGGAAGCAAAAGAUCAAGUUAUUGGAGGAGAGCAUUUCCGACCCUAACCAUUUCGAAGUUUCAAAAUGCGAUACUUUGGAUUCACCACUCAGUAUUUCAAGUCCAAGCACAAGUAGCAGCAGCUCAUCUCUAGAUUUUGGAAAAAAGAACCUUGUUGCUGUGCUCAACAGAAUCGAAGAUGAAUUAGCACAAAUUCACAAGAAAAUUGAAACUCAAAAUAAGCAGUCUCUUGAAAUUGAAAAGAUCAAGCCGUUGAUCGAGAUUGAUGACAAUGUCACUCUAAAUGAGGCAAGCUAUCAGAGCUCAAUAUUUCAGAAAUGGACUUCUUAUUUUAAGCAAACAGAAAAGAGAAGAAGGAUACUCCAACAAAAGAUCAACGCGUUCCAACAUCAACUUGACAAGUGGAUUGCUGAGCGAGACCAUAAGCGAGAUUUAUUUUUGCGUCAUGGGCAUUGGUUGUUGUCCUUGAAAGAAGAGUUGCGAUAG
Molecule: messenger RNA, 2157 nt
Organism: Naegleria fowleri
Lineage: Eukaryota; Heterolobosea; Eutetramitea; Acrasida; Naegleriidae
Exons: 1
Coding region: 1-2157 (718 amino acids)
Molecular function (GO): protein binding
Source: RefSeq, a predicted model, not a curated record